Molecule: messenger RNA, 546 nt
Organism: Arabis nemorensis
Lineage: Eukaryota; Viridiplantae; Streptophyta; Magnoliopsida; Brassicales; Brassicaceae
Source: the annotation of a GenBank genome assembly
AUGAUUCAUCUCCAUGGGAAGCCUAUACGUAUUAACAAGGUGUCUCAAGAUAAGAAGAGCUUGGAUGUUGGUGCUAACUUUUUCAUUGGAAACCUUGACCCUAAUGUCGAUGAAAAGCUGUUGUAUGAUACUUCCAGUGCAUUUGGUGUGAUUGCUGCUAAUUCUAAGAUCCCGAAACUGGGAACUCACGAGGUUUCAGUUUCAUCAUGUACGACUCUUUUGAGGCAUGUGAUGCUACUAUUAAGCUUCGAUUCCUACCGAUCAACCUCGAAGAAGCUUCCUCCUCCCCUUCGUCCUCGCGGCGGCGCAUCGUCUUCUUCCCCGAGUGAUAGAGCCAUGUCGGAGCCCCUUGAGGAUAAGGAAUCUACCGUCGUGGCACCUUUAAGCGACGGUGAUGAAGUCGAGACUUCUGAUGGAGAAGAAAAGGAAGAAAAAGAUGAUGAUUUUUUUCAUCCGAAAAAGAAGACAGAAGAAAACUCCCAAACUUCCCGUCAAAGCUUCUGCUCGAAAACAACCCUUCGAUUCAGAUUCUCGAUUAGAUAUUGA